Molecule: messenger RNA, 3658 nt
Organism: Ceutorhynchus assimilis (cabbage seed weevil)
Lineage: Eukaryota; Metazoa; Arthropoda; Insecta; Coleoptera; Curculionidae
Source: the annotation of a GenBank genome assembly
AAAAAAAUGACAUAAUUGUCAAUUCCAAAUGUUCUCUGUCCAUAGUCCACCAUCCAUACCAUAACAUAAAUAAAAAAAGAUACCUAUCCCAUUCCUUGUUGUUAAAAACAGCAUUCCAAAUUUACCAUUUGAACAAACACAGAACAAAAGCAAGCAGUAGUGUAGUAAGGUGUCAUGUGCCUAUAAAAGAUUAAUAGCCAAUUACAUGGAUUGUUUGUGUUCACUAGAGGCCAGGAGUAAAAUACAUAUUUGUUAUUCAAGAUUCAAGGUUUUCACUGCAGGCAGAAUUGAAAACUAAAUUAGCAAUAAAAAAGAAUAUAUGGCUUUCUAUAAGUCGAUGGUACUGAUUAGUCGCAUUCUUUAUCGAAUGAACAUCUAUUCAACAAAAAUAAUCAAUUGAAAAUAGGAUGCUAAGGUUGUCUUGAGUUGCAAACAGUUUUUUAAAAGAUGGUUCGGAAAAAAGAGUUUUAUGGUAUCGCUUUUAUCGCUUUGAUCUGUUUUCUUUUAAUAGCUUUUUGUCAAAAAGAUACCCCUGCCAUUCGUCACAGAUCCGUUUCAUUUCAAGCAAUAGAAUUGGACGAGUCAAUUCCAGAAGAAGAACACAUAUCCAUGGAAGAAAUUUUAAAUAUACAAAGAAAUAGACUGAAGCGAGACUUAUAUGGUUACAAACUUCCUUCGAAUCAUUCAUUAAUUGAUCUUACUUUAGAAGCUGGUGGAGAACCUAUCAGAACAGUUAUUUUAACUACUUGGAGAUCAGGCUCUACAUUUUUAGGUGAUAUUAUUAACUCUUUACCUGGAAAUUAUUAUCACUACGAACCGUUAUUAGAUUAUGGAAUUAUGCAGAUUAGAGGUCCCCCACAUUCCGAUUCUGCCAUUUCUGUAUUGAAAAGUUUGCUCAACUGUGAUUAUACAGAUUUGUAUAGAUAUUUAAAAUUUGGUAUGUCUCACGUUUAUUUGUUCACCCACAACAAGCGUUUAUGGAAUCAGUGCGAAGCCUUUCCAGAUUAUUGUUGGGAACCAGAUUUUUUAAAUGAGUUUUGUAAAUUGUUUCCUUUUCAAUCGAUGAAAACUGUUCGAUUAAGAUUGAAACUUGCAGAAGAGCUUUUGGAAGAUAAAUCACUUAACGUGAAAAUUAUCUUAUUGGUAAGAGACCCUAGAGGUACCUUACAAUCUCGAAGGCAUCGAGAUUGGUGUCCAGGAGUACCAGACUGUGAUCAACCAACUUAUCUAUGUUCGGACAUGGUGUCUGAUUAUAGUGCAGCUAUUCGAUUAAAGCAAUUAUACCCUUCUAGAUUUAGAGCCCUUCGCUAUGAAGACCUUUCACUUAAGCCAUAUCAAAUAACUGAGGACAUAUUCGAGUUUAUGGGCCUUAGUUUACAUCCUGAAGUCAAGGAUUUUCUGGACACACAUACCACAUCAAAUGUUGGGGGCGUUUCAAGCACGUUCCGAGACUCAAAAAAUACUCCGUUCCAUUGGAAAUCGGAUUUAAAUUACACGGAAAUUCAACUGAUUGAAGAAGCGUGCCACGAGGCCAUGAACCUGUGGGGGUAUGUUCGCACUGAAAGCUCAAAUUUAAAAGACUUUAUACCGAUAAAGUCGUAUGAAAUUCAAUAAUUGUUGCGCUGUAGACGAAUUUUAUUCACUAAAGAGCAAGUUUUUUUUUUUAACGGAAUAGAUGCUGUAGAAUUGUUUUCUGAUGAUAAGAUGUCAUUUUAGAUGAUCUUCAGGGCUCAUGAUGAUAUUUUUGUUGAUAUUUGUGUAAUAUUAUGAGGAUAAUAUUGUCGACAUCUUACUUCAAGAUAAAAAAAAGAUUUGCACUAAAUAUCUGCGAUAAAAAAAAAUAGUUAAUUGUUCCUAUUUUUAAUACUUUUCACAAAAACACAAUAGGCAAAUAAGGAAAAUAAUUAGGUAGGUAAUUGGUAAAUACUCUUAGUGCCGGUACUUUUGCUUUCAUUUGACAGCUGUUAAAAAUAAUCAGAGGUUUGAAUGUGCUCUAAUCACAUCAUACUUAUAGACCUUGGCCCGUGCAAUACUUUGACGACGUAUCAAAUUCGUUAAUCGAGAGCAAAAGUAUUGGCCCUUAUACAUUUAUUUCUUUUCCUUUGAUAUUUUACAUUGAUAUUAGUUUAUUUAGGAAUAAAUUCAGCAGAAUACUUAAAUGAAUUUUAAUUUUUACAAAAUUCAAUCAAUUUAAUAUCGAACACAUAUUAUUAUACAAUUUUAGGUUUUAACAAUAUUGUGUAAGUAAUGGAUAUUUUUCCCCUUUUAUUGUUAACAGAAAAUAGUCACUUUUGUCUUGUGCAACAAAAAUUCUUUUACCAUUUCAAUUUUCCCAGUGACUUGCUGAAAACUGAAAUUGAUUUCUGUCAAAUGCAGUGAAGUAAGGCAUUUGUAUAUUUCUGCAUAUUAAAAGUAUUAUUUUUGUCUGCAAGACAUAUCAUUCCCCUUUUUAUUUAGUCAAAACCAAAAGUAUUAAAUAAGAUUUUUUUCUAUGAUAUGUUAAAAAAUUAUAGUCCAUUCUAACCUAAUUAUUUGUUACAAAAGAAGUUUUUAUUUAUAGGCUAGGCUAGAGGGUUUUUAAAUGAUAUUUUGCUCAAAUUCACCAAUUUGACAAUAUACUUUUAAUUUUCUUAUAGAAAUCCUCUAUCUUGGGAUGGCGUAGUAUAUACCAGUGACUUUUUGAUUGCAUUUAAAAUAUAUUUUGUUUUCAACCAAUUUUGCCAUAACUUGCCUACAGCACUAAAUAAUAGUUCAUCCAUUUAGUUUUAAAUGGGAAAUCCAUUAAAUAACUUUUUAAUAGAGUAGUUUAUUUAUUGCUGUUUAUAUCAAAUACUUAGUUAUAUUAAUUUUAUAUAAUAUUUGAAAGGAUUAUUAAUUUAUUUAAUUUAUAUGUGAUGUGUUUCUAAGUAUUUUAUCUCUUUGACUGAUAUUAUGAUAUUUAAUUUUCAUUUAUCUUUGUUAACCCAAACUAAAAUGUUAUCUUUGAAAAUUUAUCAACAAUUUUUCCUACUUUGAAGCACUAAUUAGGUGUUGAAUGCUGUGCUGCCUUAAAAGAAUACCAAUUUGCCUCUGUAACUUUUGAAACAUUUUAUUUCAUGAAGUGUUUAAGUCAAAGAAGGCUCCAUUAUUGUUCGUUUCAAUUAAGAAAUUACUGUGAUAAGUUCCAAAAAAAGUUUAAUAUAAUUUUAGUAAUUUUUUGAUUUGGAUAUUUCAUGAUUUCUGCUCGCAGUUUUUGUUGUUCAACAGUUGCCUAAAAGGAAUAGCUAUGUAUUUAUGGCAAUAAUAAUUUAAAUAACAUUUGCUCCAAGUUUUUGAUAUCUUGCUUCGGGGCUCACAAUAUUACUUUUCUUGUUAUGUAUUUUUAUAUGUAAAAAUUUUAUUAACCAAAAAUGGUAUAACCAUUUUUUUUCUAAAUUUCUUCAAAUAUUUAUUUUUCCUUUUUCUUGAAGAGGUUAAUCAAAAUGUAUUCAAGACAUUUUCCUUUAAGGAUUUAGAAACAUCACCGCAUGUUUUGCCUUGCAAUGAGCUUUUUUGAUGAUUUACAAAAUCAAAAUUCUUGCAACAACGAAAGGCACUUGCUAAUUUGGAAAUAAACAACAAAUUGAGAUUAGUUUUUAAGGAGUUUUUAUGUAUUUCAAUAAAACUUGUUGACAAUUAA